UGUCGAGUAGUUUCCAUUUCUACACGACGCCAAUUUCAAAUGGACAGUCAAAGACAGAUCGCCACUGCCCUAAGACAGGGCCCAUUCAGCUGUCUAGCUCGGCUGAGGUCAUGUACCCCUCAGAGAUCCUGAUUAUACCCAACUACCCAACGUUCGUUAGCCCGUAUGACAUGCACAGACUGCACGCUGGGACAGCUACUUAGGCCUAUAUAUUCAUCCAUUCUUUCAAGGUCUACCACCUCACCGCCGAUAUGACUCCUUCCUCUCAAAUCAUCAGUGUCCCUGUCUUUGCAGGACACGGCACCAAUGCAAUCGCCUCUCGUGCCUUACGUGAUCAGGCCGUACACGAUGCCUCCAAUCCAGCUGCCGCCUUUCUCCUGAGCGCUUGCUACGAUGCUUUCCAGCAAGAGAGUGCUUCAUUGCCGUCCGAGGUUCUCGACAUUCCAUCCUUUACUUCUCCUCAGGACUUUCUCAAUUCCAUUGUUUGUGAUCCACCAGUGAACAACGCCCUUCUCUCUAGUCUUUCCCUCUUUCUCGUCCAAGUCCUGCGGUAUUACGCCCAUGUCGAAGCCUCCUCUACUCCCUUUUCCCAUCAUCUAACUACCAAUUCAAAUCACGGUCUUGGGCUCCUCGGAUUCUCUUCUGGAAUUCUCCCAGCAUGCGCAGUUGCCUGUUCUCCCGAUAGGUUGUCUUUCAUCAGACAUACCGUUCAAAUCUUCCGCUUCGCCUUCUGGCUCGGCUUACGUUGCCACCAAUAUACCAACGAUGACUUAUCACACUGUAAAACACGUCGUUCAUGGAGUCGUGUCGUUAUAGGCAUACCAGUCUCAGAACUCACAUCAACUUUGGAUGCGUUUAACGCAAAGACCCCAACAGUCUAUCUCACGGCCAUCACUAACGACACUACCAUGACGGUAUCUGGGCCUCCGGAGAUCCUGGACACAUUCGUAGAUCUCUUGCGCCCUUCGUGUCGCAUUCUCACUCUACCGGUCGAUACACUCUACCAUGCUCCCAUUCACAAGGACGGUGUCCGCAAGCAGGUCCUUGCAGACGUCGAGCGACGCAACAUCAAAUUCCCUACCACCGAUGACCUCUGCUUUCCUCUACGCUCGACCUUUACCGGGGAGAUCAUCGACGUCUCCUGUUCCCUCUUGGAAGCGGUCACCGAUAUGAUUCUGACUCAACCGGUAAAUUGGGAUAAAGUUACGAGUAGUCUAUUUCAAGCUUUCCCAGGAGAUGUUCCUGUUUCCCUCCUCAAUUUCGGUCCUGGAACCGGCCUUGCUCGUAACAUGGCAAAAUCUUUGCCUCUAACCACGACAGUCGACCUCUCCCAAGUACCGUCCUUGCCCUCGGACGACGGGCGUGUACCCAUUGCCAUCGUGGGUAUGGCCAUCAACAUGCCUGGAGCUCCAGACGUGGCCAAGUUGUGGAAGGUGCUUGAAGAGGGCAUAAAUACAGUGUCCGAGGUUCCAAUGGAACGUUUCAAUGUAUCCGAAUACAAUCGUCCCUCGGACAAGGCCUCAAAACGCGCUAUGAAAGCUCACACAGGAAAUUUCAUUGCCGAUCCGAGCUUGUUCGAUGCUCACUUUUUCCGGAUUUCUCCCCGAGAGGCAAAGAGCAUGGAUCCUCAACAACGUAUUUUGUUGCACACCGCUUACGAGGCGCUCGAAAAUGCCGGUUACGUCCCGGAUGCCACCCCCACUUUCCAGAAAGAUACCUUUGGAUGCUAUGUUGGAGUCGCAACCGAUGACUACAUUCAGAACCUUCGGGAUGAAAUAGACGUCUACUACAGCACUGGCACCCUUCGCGCUUUCCUGAGCGGACGUAUAUCAUAUGCCAUGGGUUGGAGCGGCCCAUCCAUCGUUAUCGACACUGCUUGUUCCUCGUCUAUGGUUUCAUUAUACCAGGCGUGCCGAGCAUUGUCCAACAAUGAUUGCAAUGCAGCGAUUGCUGGAGGUGUCAAUAUCAUUACCAGUCCCGAUAUGAUGAUCGGAUUAGACCGUGGACACUUCUUGAGUCCGACCGGACAAUGCAAAGCGUUUGACGCAUCAGCAGAUGGAUACUCACGCUCUGAGGGAUGUGGGCUGUUCGUCCUCAAGCGACUCUCUGAUGCCAUCGCCGAAAACGACAAUAUCCUUGGCGUUAUACGUGGGAUCGAAGUAAACCAGUCAGGCAACGCUCACUCCAUCACGCAUCCACACGCGCCCACUCAAGUCAAAUUGUUCGGAAAGCUGUUGGACAAAGCAGGCGUUGACAGUCAUCGCGUUAACGUCAUUGAGGCGCACGGCACAGGGACUCAAGCCGGUGAUCCUAACGAGCUGGAGAGCAUCCGGAGGACAUUUUGCAUCGGUCGUCCGAAAUCGAACCCUUUGCACAUCACCUCUAUCAAAGCCAAUAUCGGCCAUCUUGAAGCUGCUAGUGGUGCUGCUGGCCUGGCCAAGCUCCUUCUCAUGCUCCGGCAUAAGACUAUCCCACGGUUGAUUUCUCUAAAGAAUCUCAACCCGCUCAUUGCACCGCUAGAUACGGAUACCACCGUAAUUGAUACCGUCGCAUCGCAAUGGGAGCCUUCGGAGCCGGGUAUUGCGCGACUUUCCAUGUUGAACAACUUUGGUGCGGCUGGGUCCAAUGGUGCUCUCCUUCUGGAAGAAUAUUCCCAGGCUCCUCGGGAAAGUUCUACUCCCUCAACUGCACUUCCGUUCUGUCUUUCUGCCAAGGAUGCGCGUGCAUUGGAGGCACUCAGGCAACGUUAUGUCGACUACCUAAAGCUCCCAGAAAACGAGAAUGUGGAUCUCGGCAAUCUGGCAUACACCAUGACGGCCCGUCGUCAGAUCUAUUCGUCGCGGCUGGCCAUCACUGCGUCUACCCGUCAGGAGUUGAUAGAUAAGCUACAACAGGCAGUUCCGGCUCAGACAACGUCAUCAGCAGAUGUUGGCGUCGCGUUUGUUUUCUCUGGACAAGGAGGGCAGUAUGUCGGGAUGGGCGCUGACCUUUACAAAACUUGCCCUCUGUUCAAGAGACAUCUUGACGAAUGUCGUGAUAUCCUUCUUCGAAUGGGAUUCAAUGAUAUCUUAUCCGUCAUUUUACCGUCCGGCGUUGAAAGUGGCGAUGAGUUUGAGGUUUAUCAAACUGCCGUGUUUUCCUUGGAGUACUCGUUGGCGCAACUCUGGAUGUCAUGGGGCCUCAAGCCCAAAGCAGUUAUCGGACACAGCCUUGGUGAAUAUGCAGCUUUGGUCAUCGCAGGCGUGCUGAGUCUCCGAAGUGCUCUAUUCAUAGUUGCAUCUCGGGUAAGACUCAUGCUUCGGACGUGCGCCCUCGGGACCACCGGAAUGAUAGCGGUCAAUAUUGAUCCUCCCAAGAUGGCUGAAGUCCUUGCGUCAUCAGCGGAUUUCGACUGCCUGAGCAUUGCCUGUUACAACAGUGUGUCGGACUGUGUCGUUGCUGGUCCACAUGGCCAACUCAAAUCUCUAAAGGCACGCCUGGACAGCGAAUUGCGUUUCAAGAAUACAAUCCUGAAUGUUCCGUUUGGCUAUCAUUCACCCGCCAUGAAACCCCUGGUGCGGGAACUUGAUGCUGUCGCAGAGACCAUCAGACUCAGUCCCCCAACCAUUCCCAUCGUCUCCAAUGUAUUUGGCAGCUUGAUAGAGCCGAGAGAUUCGGCUGUGUUCACACACACCUACUUUUCCCGCCACUGUGUGGAACCCGUCAGGUUCUCCGAAGGGUUCGCAAUGCUCUUGGCCGAUGCUGAGCUUUCUUCUAGUAUUUGGAUUGAGAUUGGACCCCAUCCAACGACUUUGCCCAUGAUGAAAGCGUGUCCAGCUCUACCCAAGAACGUGCGCCUGCUUCCGUCCUUGAGGAAACAGCAAGAUCCAUGGACUGUUCUGUCCUCCUCAUUGUGUUCCCUGUUCUUGGAAACUUCUCAUGUCAUGUGGCGUGACGUCUACAAUCAUUUGGGACAUGUCACUUGUGUUGACCUUCCAUCAUAUCCUUUCGCUCCAUCCAAGUUUUGGGUCGCCUUCAGAGACAAUCAGCCUAAAAUUGAAUUGCCAGCUGAGGUACCAGGUUCAGAUGACUUGGUGUCUGAAUUCUCGUUGCUUCGUUCAUGGGUCCAGCGUCCCUCGCCUGCCAACGGCAAUCUGGCCAUCUUUGACGUACCCAUAAGCUCAUUGGCUAAACUCAUCACUGGACACAUGGUCGGAGACUAUCCUCUAUGUCCCGCAUCGGUUUACCAUGAACUCGCGAUGGCUGCGAUUCGACUUUCGACGGAAGAAAGGCACACUGAUCGUCAUAUAGUUUUGCGGGACAUCGAUUACGCGAAACCACUUGUGUACGCCAAGGAAGAUGCGAGAAGCGUUCGAACCUCGAUAUCUCUGGACAAUGGAACCUUCUCCGUUUUCUCCGUUGUACCUGGCGAAUCUACUGAGCAAACACAUUGUAAUGGCAAGUUCGUUUGGGAGAGUACAAGAAAGGCCUCGCAAAAGUUCCUGCAGUACAUACCUGUGCUCAACCGAGAGAUCGCGGCUGUUGAUACCAACGAGGAAGCAGAACUGUUCUCGGCGCGCACAGCGUAUGAGAUUAUAUUCCCUCGGGUUGUUCAUUACUCCAAGCAGUAUCAUUCGAUGCGGUCGUUGACCGUACACCCUUCGGGUAUGGAUGCUCAUGCGACGAUCAAAGUUCCUCAUGCAGAGACUCCAGGGAAGUACGUCGUCCACCCAGUUUUUAUGGACACCCUUUUGCAUGUCGCAGGGUUCGUUGCAAACAUGCAAGCGAGCACGACAGAAGCUUAUAUUUGCAGUCAAGUCGACUGCGUGAAGAUAUUGCCCGAAGUAGUAGAUUACGAUGCGACGUACGAAGUUUUCUGCCGCAAUGCUUGGUUGCCGGAGGACGGUCUCAUUCUCGCUGACGCUUAUGCGGUCACUUCCGGCUCUCGUCCACAGAUCGUUGCUCAUCUCAAGCGCAUGCACUUUCGCAAGGUUCGUCUUGCAAGCUUGAAACGUGCUUUGAAUCUGGUCCAAGGAGGCGGUACGCAACCGCAUCCUUCAAGUGCCACUGUGCCUGCUCCGAUCGCACAAAGGAGUGCCGCUCCGCCUUCUCGAGGAAUGGACGUUGUGAAUCAAGUCCGGAUGGCGGUAGCUGAAACUUGUGACCUUCCGAUCUCUACGAUCGAGGUCACCUCUGAUCUCUCUUCCCUCGGCGUGGACUCCCUUAUGAGCAUUGAGAUCCUCAGUCGGUUGCAAACGCUGUUCCCGGCUGCGCAGCUUGACGCACACGCCUUUGCAUCCUUACAUACGAUAACGGAGAUUGCUGCUGAGGUAGCCUCUAAGGGAGGCUUGGCUACAGAACAAGCUUGUGCACCUAUUGCGCCUAUUGUGCCUAUCGUGAGCGAAGAGGACAUUCUGGAAUCAGUUCGAAAAGCCGUAGCGGAUACCUGCGAUCUCCCCGUUACAGCGAUCGAUGACUCUGCGGACCUUGCCUCCCUUGGCGUCGACUCCUUGAUGAGGAUAGAAAUUUUUAGUCGACUACAGUCACUCUUUGCAAACACGGAGCUCGAUGUACAUGUGCUAUCAAGUUUAUCCACUGUACAAGAAAUCGUGGCCGAAGUAAGAUCUAAGAGAAACCCCUCCUCCUCUCCCGCUACUUCCACAUUCUCAAGUCCACGGUCCUGCAAAACUGUCAUUGGCGAAGAGACUGUCGCUGAUUGCUCAAACGUGAAGACCGUGAUUGCAGAUAUCCUUGGAAUUGAUGCCCAAGAAUUUAGUGAUGAUACGAAUCUGGAAUGUCUUGGGCUCGACUCGUUAAGUUCGAUCGAAGUGAUGCAAGCAGCCCAGAACACUCUUUCCGUAUCACUUCCGCAAGACCUUUUCGCUGCCCAUCGGACGGUUCGAGAUCUCAACGACUUUGUUCUUAGCAAACAGCAUUGCCCCCUUUCUGGGGCGCUAACGAAGGCGCUCCAGCUUGAUCAAAUGCCCUUACCGCUUCUUCAAGUUAGUGGAAGCGCAACGCCUUUGUUUCUCAUACACGACGGUAGUGGGCUUGUCAACUACUAUGGCCGAAUGCGAAUGACAGAUAUCAAGCGGAGCGUAUGGGGAAUCUUCAAUCCCAAUUUUGCUACAUCAGCACCGUGGGAUGACCUGCAAUCGAUGGCGGCUGAGUAUGCAUCAGUCAUCUCACAGUCGACAAAAGGAGAUGUUCUUAUAGGUGGGUGGUCUUUCGGUGGUGUUGUGGCUUACGAAGCGGCCCGCCAACUUAUGCGGAUGAAGAAUGGCCGUCGCGUAAGGGGAGUUGUGCUGAUUGACUCCCCGAGCCCAGUCAAUCACGUUCCGCUCUCUUCUUCUCUCAUAGACGUCGUCGUGAAUUUGGACCAGCGACUUUCAAAAUCAGAAGUUGCCCGACUCGUAAAGGCACAGUUCCAAAUGAAUUCGGCGAUUCUUGGAAAAUACCAACCGUCGACCGACGGCCCUCAUCCUUCCCUUGUUCUCCUCAGAUCGUCUGAGGGGUUGAAACUGAAAGAAGACAUGGAAAUACCGACAUGGUUGAGUGAUCGGAGCGACGCUCGCGAAGCUGUUGCUGGCUGGCAGCAGCUCGUAGGCACUGAAGUGAGAGUGAUGGAUAUACCAGGGAACCACUUUGAGCCGUUUAGUGAAGCUAAUAUUCCUUUGGUCUCUCAACGAGUCGCGGCUGCCUGCGAGUAUCUCGAAAGUUUGGAAUGAUUAUUGGAACACGUUUUUAUCAUGUACCAAGAUAGAAUAUCAGUAGAUU
This is a messenger RNA of Marasmius oreades (fairy-ring Marasmius), 6756 nucleotides long. Its product is annotated as Type I Iterative PKS. Gene Ontology annotation, molecular function: fatty acid synthase activity; phosphopantetheine binding; 3-oxoacyl-[acyl-carrier-protein] synthase activity. Lineage: Eukaryota; Fungi; Basidiomycota; Agaricomycetes; Agaricales; Marasmiaceae. Gene Ontology annotation, biological process: secondary metabolite biosynthetic process; fatty acid biosynthetic process. The transcript has 9 exons. The record is from RefSeq and is a predicted model, not a curated record. Bases 252 to 6707 code for a protein of 2151 amino acids.